This is a messenger RNA of Lagenorhynchus albirostris (white-beaked dolphin), 572 nucleotides long. It is a transcript of the gene C2H1orf202, whose product is annotated as chromosome 2 C1orf202 homolog. Bases 102 to 518 code for a protein of 138 amino acids. The record is from RefSeq and is a predicted model, not a curated record. NCBI's taxonomy places the organism in Eukaryota, Metazoa, Chordata, Mammalia, Artiodactyla, Delphinidae. The transcript has 3 exons.
CGCGGCGCGCUAGUACGUAGGAGAGGCCCAGGCCCGGCAUGGCGGACGCGCGGUCCAGCGGCCCCCGGCGCGGCGGCACACGGCACGGGCUGCUGUAGAGGAUGGUGCGCCUGAAGUGGGGCGGCCCAUCGUUCGCCGAGCCCGAGGCGGAGGGACGGCGCGCGGCCGGCGACUGCGGCUCCUGCUUGGGCUGCUGGUGCUGGCGGCGGCUCUUCCCGCGGGGUGCGGCCCGCGGUGCGCGCAGCAAUAAGGCCCGGUACAUGCGGCCCGGGCCGGCGGCCCAGGAGCGCGGCCGCUGGGGCCCCGCGAGCCUGCGGAGGCUGCUGCAGAAGCUGGCGGUAUGGAGGUGGCGCUAUUCGCGCUGCGGGGAGCGGCCCGAGAGUCUGGAGGAGAUCCCGCUGCUGGCGCUGCACGGCGCCCAGGGGCCUCGAUGCAAUAACCGAGCCGGAAAGCAGUCGCUGCAGAGGCCUCCGGAUCCCUCCUGCUGCUGCCCCGCGGGGGCCAUUGUCUCUCCCUAAACACCCACGCGUUCAUGGACCCGUGUAAACCAACAUUAGAACCAAGGCCUGGAG